Messenger RNA from Ascochyta rabiei, 3322 nucleotides. RefSeq names its product Cytoplasmic GTPase/eEF2-like protein (ribosomal biogenesis), variant 2. The transcript has 3 exons. The record is from RefSeq and is a predicted model, not a curated record. Gene Ontology annotation, molecular function: GTPase activity; ribosome binding; GTP binding. Gene Ontology annotation, biological process: cytosolic ribosome assembly. NCBI's taxonomy places the organism in Eukaryota, Fungi, Ascomycota, Dothideomycetes, Pleosporales, Didymellaceae. Bases 62 to 3322 code for a protein of 1086 amino acids. Gene Ontology annotation, cellular component: ribonucleoprotein complex; cytosol.
AUGCCGACCAUCCCCUCCGACCAGCUCGUCAAGCUGCAGCAGCAGGCCGAGGGCAUCAGGAAUGUCAGUCUCCACCUCUGAACCCCCCCCCCCUCUCUCCACCACCCUCACACCCCCCACCCAGAUCUGCAUCCUCGCCCACGUCGACCAUGGCAAGACGUCGCUCACCGACGCCCUCAUCGCCACCAACGGCAUCAUCUCCCCCAAGCUCGCCGGCAAGAUCAGAUACCUCGACUCGCGCCCAGAUGAACAGCUCCGCGGCAUCACCAUGGAGUCGUCGGCCAUCUCGCUGUACUUCUCCCUGCUGCGCCGCUCGGCCCCCGACGCUCAGCCCGAGAGGAAGGAGUUCCUCAUCAACCUCAUCGACUCGCCCGGACACAUCGACUUCAGCUACGAAGUCUCCACAGCCUCGCGUCUCUGUGACGGCGCCAUCGUGCUCGUCGACGCCGUCGAAGGCGUCUGCAGUCAGACCGUCACCGUCCUGCGCCAGGCGUGGAUAGAAAAGCUCAAGCCCCUGCUCGUCAUUAACAAAAUGGACAGGCUCAUCACAGAAUGGAAGAUGACCCCAGCUGACGCCCACACACACUUGAACAAACUCGUAGAACAGGUAAACGCCGUCAUGGGCAGCUUCUACCAAGGCGAGCGCAUGGAGGACGACCUGCGCUGGCGUGAGAAGAUGGAGGAGAGGCUCAACGCCGCUGCCGCCGAGAAGACAAACACCACACCAUCUGCAGUAGCAGAGGCCGGUGACAGUAUAGACACCACCACCACACCCGCCGAGUACGAGGAGAAGGAUGACGAGGACAUCUACUUUGCUCCUGAAAAGAACAACGUCAUCUUCGCCAGUGCCAUCGACGGCUGGGCCUUCACAGUGAAGCAGUUCGCCAGCCUCUACGAGCGCAAGCUCGGCAUCAAGCGCUCCGUACUCGAAAAGGUGCUGUGGGGCGACUACUUCCUCGACCCCAAAACGAAGCGAGUCCUCAGCUCCAAGCAUCUCAAAGGGCGUCACUUGAAGCCCAUGUUUGUGCAGCUGGUGCUCGAGAACAUAUGGGCCAUCUACGAUGCCACUACGGGAGGUAACAACGGGAAGGGAGACCCCGCCAUGGUCGAAAAGAUUACAAAGUCUCUCAACAUCACCCUCCCACCACACGUCUUGCGGUCGCGCGACCCACGUGCCAUAUUGACUGCGCUCUUCGCCGCAUGGCUACCACUGUCGACCGCCCUGCUGGUCUCAGUCACCGAGUAUCUCCCAUCGCCUACCAAAGCCCAAGCGGAGAGGAUGCCCGAGAUCAUUGACACAUCGGUGGGCGCCGACCAUGUCGCCCCUGAAGUGCGAAAGGCCAUCACCCACUUCGACACCUCCAAAGACGCGCCGGUUGUGGCCUACGUCAGUAAAAUGUUCUCCGUCCCGGAAAGCGAACUACCACAGCACAAGCGAAGAGCAGGCGCGCUCACUGCCGAAGAGGCGCGUGAUCUUGGACGCAAGAAGCGCGCAGAACUCGCCCGACAGCAGGCCAUCGCCCAUGGCGAGACUUCAGAUCUGGGAAACAGUACAGACGCACUCAGCUCCACCGCCAUCGGCGAAGACGAAGCCAAUGCUGAAGAGGCAGCGCCUACGGAUGAGAAGGCCGAGCACUUGAUCGGUUUUGCCCGCAUCUACUCCGGCACGCUCAGCGUCGGUGACGAGGUCUAUGUGCUGGGCCCCAAGUUCUCUCCAGCGAACCCACACGCAGAGCCCGCGCCGAAGAAGGUUACCGUCACUGCGCUGUACCUCAUGAUGGGACGUGGCUUGGAGUCUCUGACUUCAGUGCCCGCCGGCGUGGUGUUUGGCAUUGGUGGUCUCGAAGGACAAAUGCUCAAGUCGGGAACGCUUUGCUCGCAGCUGCCAGGCUCUCUCAACCUGGCUGGUGUGACGAUGGGCUCCGAGCCCAUCGUCCGUGUCGCCUUGGAGCCGGAGAACCCUUACGAUCUCGACAAGAUGAUCAACGGCUUGAAACUACUGGUGCAGUCUGAUCCGUGUGCCGAGUACGAACAGCUGCCCAGCGGUGAGCACGUCGUCCUGACAGCGGGCGAGCUGCAUCUUGAGCGAUGUCUGAAGGACCUCGAAGAGCGCUUCGCCAAGUGCAAGAUCCAAGCUGGCGAACCAAUCGUCCCCUACCGAGAGUCGACUGUCGCCGCAGCCGAAAUGAACCCUCCCAAGAAUCCAGAACUCGGCCGUGGUGUGGUGGUGAGCGCAACAGCGAACAAGCAGCUAUCGGUGCGUCUGCAGGUCCGCCCGCUGCCGCCCAGUGUUACGGAGUUCUUGAGCAAGAACGCUGGGUCGAUCAAGAGGCUGAACUCUGAACGCAAGGCGCAAGAGACGCAGCACUCGGACGAGCAGACAGCCGCUGAGGUGGAGGGCGCUGAGCAGGACGGUAUGCAGGAGGCCGAGCAGCGCGAGAUGGGUCAGACGCUCAGCCCAGUGGAGUUCAAGAAACAGCUCAAGGACGCUUUUGCUGAAGCCAAGAAAGAGCGGGAGAUCUGGACAGAAGACGUGAUUGACAAAAUCACUGCGUUUGGACCGCGCAACAGAGGGCCAAACAUGCUGAUUGACACCACCAGCGCAGGCAUCUGUGGCAAAGCUCUUGUCGAUACCGCCGAUACCGACGACACAACAGAGCGCGCGUCCACUGCGCGCUCCUUCGCCUCAACCAUCAUCUAUGCCUUCCAGCUCGCCACGGCACAAGGUCCCUGCUGCGCUGAGCCCGUCCAAGGCCUCGCCGUCUUCCUGCAGGACGUGACCCUCGACGAGUCCACAGCCGAGACCGACCACCACCGCCUCACGGGCGAAGUCAUCAAAGCCGUGCGCUCAGCCAUCCACGCUGGCUUCCUCGACUGGUCCCCACGCAUGCUACUCGCCAUGUACUCCUGCGAGAUCCAAGCUUCAACCGACGUACUCGGACGCGUCUACGCCGUGCUAACCCGACGCCGCGGCACCAUCCUCUCCGAAACCAUGUCCUCGUCCGCCGCCUCGACAACCGGCAACCAAACCUUCACCAUCAGCGCGCUCCUCCCUGUCGCCGAGUCCUUUGGCUUUUCUGACGAAAUCCGCAAGCGCUCCUCCGGCUCCGCAUCCCCACAGCUGCGCUUCGCCGGCUUCGAAAUGCUCGACGAAGACCCCUUCUGGGUUCCCUUCACCGAGGACGAACUCGAGGACUUGGGUGAGCUUGCGGAUCGCGAGAAUGUCGCCAAGCGCUAUGUCGAUCGCGUGAGGCGCAGGAAGGGUCUGCUCGUCAAAGAAGUCAAGGUCGAGGCUGAGAAGCAGAAGACGCUUAAGCGGUGA